CUUCAUGACAUGGUUUAGUCAAGAGAAGGAAUGAGGUUGGCUUGCUGCUCCAAAAGGAACCGACUGUCCCAAGAGAACACCUUCAAGGGCUCCGAGACGGAAGAUGGCCAACUUCUGCUCAAACCUGGUCUUGUAUCGGAGGGUCCUUCUAAUGGCCAUCGUUGCGGGCUUGGGAGGGACCUUCCUUUUUGGAUUCCAAGUCUCCGCAAUCAACUUCACCGCGCCAUACGUCAAGGCGUUCAUCAACGAGACCUGGCUGGAGAGGUACAACGUCCCCAUCGAAGAAGAGACUCUCCUGCUCCUCUGGUCGCUCAUUGUGUCGACCCUCAGCAUUGGAGGGCUGAUAGGAUGCUGGCUUUCAGGAUAUCUGCCUGCAAAAUUUGGGAAGAAGAAAUGCCUCAUAUUCAACAGCGUGGUCAUGAUGGCAGCGGCGGCGGCUGUGGGCGCCAGCAAAAUAGCCAAGUCCUUUGAGAUGAUUCUGCUCGGACGGGUCCUGUACGGUUUCAGCGCGGGUCUCGGCUGCUGCAUCCAAGGUCAAUUCCUCACAGAAAUUUCCCCAAAGCACCUCCGGGGUUUCAUCAACGUUUCUCUUGCGGUUCUGGCAACUUUGGGGAAGUUCCUAGGGCAAGUGGUGGGGCAGCAUGAACUUCUGGGGAGUGAGUCUCUCUGGCCACUCCUGCUGUCCAUCAACGGAGCUUUAGGCCUGGGGAUCUUGGUGAUCACCCCGUUUUUCCCAGAGUCUCCACCUUACCUUUUGAUCCAGAAGAGAGACUUAGAAGGCUGCUUGAAAGCCCUGAAAUGGCUGUGGGGUGAAGGGGACCACAAAGCAGAAGUAGAUGACAUGCUGAAGGAGCAGACAUCCAUGAAAGCAGCCAAGAUCAUGACGGUCUGGGAGCUUCUGAAAGAGAAGUCCAUGCGCUGCCAGCUCUACCUGCUGGUCGUCAUUGGGGCUGCGCUGUCCCUAAGCGGCAUUGCGGCCGUCUACUUCUAUGCCUCCGAAGUGUUCAGCACCGCCGGGUUCAAGCAAGAACUCAUCCCCUACGUGACCAUUGGGACUGGGGCCUGCGAGCUCUGUUCCACCAUCUUCUGCUUCAUCCUCAUUGAGCAUUUCGGCAGGAGAAAGCUGAUGCUCUGGGGAUACGGCUCCAUGAUCCUGGUCCUGGCACUCCUAACCACGGCCCUCUCUCUCCAAGACAAGGCCUUCUGGAUCCCAUACUGCAGCACUGGCCUCGUUUUCCUCUUCAUCGUGGUCUACGGCAUGGGUCCUGCUGGGACAACAAUGCCGGUCAUCGUCGAACUCUUCACCACGUCGUCCAGGCCGGCUGCGCUCGUCAUCUCCAUGACUCUCCACUGGCUGGGAAUAUAUUUGCUUGGGAUGCUUUUCCCAUACGCGGCACUCUACCUGGGCACCUUCUGCUUCCUGGUUUUCAUGGUCUUCAUCGUGAUCGCCUGGGGAGUCAUCUUCUGCUUCCUCCCAGAGACAAAGGGGAAGUCGAUCGCCGACAUCCAGGGGGAAUUCAGCAAAUCCAACAUGGAAAUGGACGGGAAGGUUGCCAUGAUCAAGCCUGUGCGUGAAGAUGACACAGUGUGCACCAAACUCUAA
Anolis sagrei ordinatus is the source of this 1603-nucleotide messenger RNA. NCBI's taxonomy places the organism in Eukaryota, Metazoa, Chordata, Lepidosauria, Squamata, Anolidae. The record is from RefSeq and is a predicted model, not a curated record.